CGGCGCGGUGAAGGUGAGAGUCUCCUCCAGCGCCGCGGCCGCGGGGACCGAGCGGCUCCAGACGCCGAGGGGGCCGGCUGCCCGAGCGCUCCGGCCAUGGCGCCUCCGUCCGUGUUCGCCGAGGUGCCGCAGGCCCAGCCGGUGCUGGUCUUCAAGCUCACUGCCGACUUCCGGGAGGAUCCGGACCCGCGCAAGGUCAACCUGGGAGUGGGAGCUUAUCGCACAGACGAUUGCCAGCCCUGGGUUUUGCCAGUUGUGAGGAAGGUGGAGCAGAAGAUUGCCAAUGACAAUAGCCUAAACCACGAGUACCUGCCUAUCCUUGGCCUAGUGGAGUUCCGGACCUGUGCUUCCCGCCUUGCCCUUGGGGAUGACAGCCCAGCUCUCCAGGAGAAGCGGGUUGGAGGUGUGCAGUCUUUGGGGGGAACAGGUGCACUUCGAAUCGGAGCCGAGUUCUUAGCACGAUGGUACAAUGGAACAAACAACAAAGACACGCCUGUCUAUGUGUCCUCACCAACCUGGGAGAAUCAUAAUGGUGUGUUUUCCGCCGCUGGGUUUAAAGACAUCCGGUCCUAUCGCUAUUGGGAUGAAGCGAAAAGAGGACUUGAUCUCCAGGGUUUCCUGAAUGAUCUGGAGAAUGCCCCCGAGUUCUCCAUCUUUGUCCUCCAUGCUUGUGCACACAACCCAACUGGGACUGACCCAACUCCGGAGCAGUGGAAGCAGAUCGCCUCUGUCAUGAAGCGCCGGUUUCUGUUCCCCUUCUUUGACUCAGCCUAUCAGGGCUUUGCAUCUGGAGACCUAGAGAAGGACGCCUGGGCUGUUCGCUAUUUUGUGUCUGAAGGAUUUGAGCUCUUCUGUGCUCAGUCCUUCUCCAAGAACUUUGGACUCUACAAUGAGCGUGUGGGCAAUCUGACCGUGGUUGCCAAAGAUCCCGAUAGCAUCCUGCGGGUCCUUUCCCAGAUGGAGAAGAUUGUUCGAAUUACUUGGUCCAACCCCCCUGCUCAGGGAGCGCGGAUUGUGGCCUCUACCCUCUCUAACCCUGAGCUCUUUAAGGAAUGGACAGGUAAUGUGAAGACAAUGGCUGACCGGAUUCUGACCAUGAGAUCUAAACUUAGGGAACGCUUAGAAGCCCUCAAGACUCCUGGAACCUGGAACCACAUCACGGAGCAAAUUGGAAUGUUCAGCUUCACCGGGUUGAACCCCAAGCAGGUUGAAUAUCUGGUCAACGAAAAGCACAUCUAUUUGCUGCCAAGCGGUCGGAUCAACAUGUGUGGCUUGACCACUAAAAAUCUAGAGUAUGUGGCCACCUCCAUCCAUGAGGCUGUCACCAAGAUCCAGUGAAGAAAUACCACCCGAACCAGCACCACCAAAGCGGCCCUCUGUCAUGUGUGUUCCCUGCCUGCACAAGCCUCGCUGUGUGUAUCACGGAAAGAGACUACGGAGGACUAGAACGCUGCUCUGGCGAGGUGGCCUCUGUUCAAGCUGGCCCCCUACAAGAAGAACAUCCCUCGUAAAGAAACGGGCCUGGGAUCAGAGCCCCUUAGGAGGCCAGAGCAAAUGAAGGUUUUUAUUUAAGAAUAAAAAGGACUUUGAUCAUGAGACCUAGAUAUCUCGCUCCCUCACUAGAAGCCGGAAUGCUGCCUCUCUUGCUCAUAUGCUUUUGUGUAUCGCUUGACUCUGCACAAAAUCUUGCCUCAAAGAUCAAGUUGUCUGAAGAGCCAACUGUGAUUGUGAGUGUUGGCUGUGUCAUUAAAACUUGUCAUCUCUA
Messenger RNA from Nyctereutes procyonoides (raccoon dog), 1765 nucleotides. RefSeq names its product glutamic-oxaloacetic transaminase 1 (gene GOT1). The transcript is spliced from 9 exons. Gene Ontology annotation, cellular component: cytosol. Gene Ontology annotation, biological process: L-aspartate biosynthetic process. The record is from RefSeq and is a predicted model, not a curated record. NCBI's taxonomy places the organism in Eukaryota, Metazoa, Chordata, Mammalia, Carnivora, Canidae. Bases 97 to 1338 code for a protein of 413 amino acids. Gene Ontology annotation, molecular function: L-aspartate:2-oxoglutarate transaminase activity; pyridoxal phosphate binding.